UAUGCUAAGGUAAAUGGAACUGAUCCUAGCUCAACUGUCUUUCAAGGAACCGUGUACGAGCUCUUUGUAAAGGAAUCGCUGGAGAGGGACCUGUCGAUGUCACGUGUAGUUCAUUAUGGAGGCAGUUUCGAUAACGGCAGGGAUCUGGCAGCGAAAUGGGACCUGGAGAGGUUUAGAAGUGGGUGUGAUGAUGCCAGUGAGCCGCUGAGGGUCAGGGGUAGGUCGAUAAAGCCCAUUCUGAAGCGGAAGUCCACGCUGAUGGACGUCCUGGUACAGUGUAAGAGCCAGUCUACAAAGAUCACUGCGAGGGAAAUUAGAGAGCUGGAAGGAACGUUCAACUUCAACGUGAAUCGAUCUAAGAGGUACACUUCAAUGGCCAUCAUGUGUUCUCCCUGUUUUCUGACAUCUCAGGGACAUGAACAGAUGUUCAGGAGUGAAGCGCCGCUCAUGUACUGCCAGAUAAAGAAGCCAAAAUUGCGUACACCUGGAUCCGGUGAU
Messenger RNA from Williopsis jadinii, 498 nucleotides. It is a transcript of the gene RRG7, whose product is annotated as Rrg7p. The record is from RefSeq and is a predicted model, not a curated record. Gene Ontology annotation, cellular component: mitochondrion. The transcript has a single exon. The annotation marks the transcript as partial. Lineage: Eukaryota; Fungi; Ascomycota; Saccharomycetes; Phaffomycetales; Wickerhamomycetaceae.